UAAAACGGUAUAUAACGUUAUUGAUGAGCCUUAAUCAUCCUUAUCAGCCCCUCAAAAUUUAUGUAUGUAUUCAAGUUGUACAUAUAUAUGUACAUGUCAACGGUGCAAACAUACUAGGUACUAGGUACCUUCGCGGUUCAAAUUCAAUUGUUGCCUGAGCUUGCCAUCGAUGGAUUUAAUUAUCAUCCGCUCCACGGCACGAGACAUCAUUGCUCUUUCUUAUAACUUAUAGCUUUUGACCCGCGAUAUACAUAUAACUUGACUUAUGCAACCGACCUGGGCAGUAAAUCGUAUAUCCCAUAUUCUAAUCUCGCAUUCUCCAGCGAUUAUCAUUCAAGUUUAUUCUUGAUUGUUACCCUUCCUUUUCUUACUCGACCACCAACAACGCCGAACUCCGAAUCUAGUUACUCACCCGCCUGACUUGAUAUAACCUCACAGCGAGCCAUCCUCCCAAACACAAACGCUGUAUUUGCGUUAUAGCUGCCAAUAUGUUAAAGCUUUGGUCUAUGAAAUCAGCCCAACAAAAGGCGGAAAAUGCUGAUGGUGCAGCCGGCAAGAAAAAGAAGGUUACCUCAGCCCAACUGCGGGUACAAAAAGAUCUCUCCGAACUCUCCCUAGGCACAACCAUGAAGACGAUAUUUCCCGACCCCGACGACAUCCUCCACUUCAUACUCGAGAUCACGCCAGACGAGGGAAUCUACUUGGGGGGCAAGUUCACAUUUACGUUCACCAUGGGCCCCAACUAUCCACACGAGCCUCCGAAGGUCCUCUGCCAGGAGAAGAUUUACCACCCUAACAUCGACCUUGAAGGCAAGGUUUGCCUGAACAUCUUACGAGAGGACUGGAAACCGGUCCUGAACUUGAAUGCCGUUAUUGUCGGCUUACAGUUCUUGUUCCUCGAGCCCAACGCCUCGGACCCGUUGAACAAAGAAGCAGCAGAUGAUUUGCGCCUAAGUCGCGAUACCUUUCGUCGGAACGUACGCUCUUCUAUGGGUGGAGGUACAAUACGCGGGGUUACUUAUGACGUGGUCGCAGUCAAUCGAAUCUAGCAGAACCCAGACUAUAUGGCUUGACAACAAACUAUGUUGUCACUGCAACAAUCGUAUCUACAUCUACUUCGACCGUAUGGGCCUGGGUACAAACAACCUGGCAAUAGUAAAAGCUUCGUGCAGGGUAACCGGGACCGGUGGAAGGGAAUAUCGUGGCACUCAGGCUAGUGCUGCCCUGAGUGCAUUACAGCGCGCACCCGAGAGGAUAGAGAGGAGGUUUUCUUAGAUGAAGACUUCGAGGAAGACUGCUACCCUUA
Molecule: messenger RNA, 1306 nt
Organism: Hypoxylon fragiforme
Lineage: Eukaryota; Fungi; Ascomycota; Sordariomycetes; Xylariales; Hypoxylaceae
Product: putative NEDD8 conjugating enzyme
Exons: 3
Coding region: 489-1049 (186 amino acids)
Source: RefSeq, a predicted model, not a curated record